This is a messenger RNA of Rhodotorula toruloides NP11, 513 nucleotides long. Its product is annotated as zinc finger, SWIM-type protein. Gene Ontology annotation, cellular component: Shu complex. The transcript is spliced from 3 exons. The coding region runs from base 1 to 513 and encodes 170 amino acids. Gene Ontology annotation, molecular function: zinc ion binding. Lineage: Eukaryota; Fungi; Basidiomycota; Microbotryomycetes; Sporidiobolales; Sporidiobolaceae. Gene Ontology annotation, biological process: double-strand break repair via homologous recombination. The record is from RefSeq and is a predicted model, not a curated record.
AUGGGGACUGCAGACGCUGCUGUGUACUCGCUCGAACAACUGCUGAAUGGACACUUGGCUUCGCUCGAACCGCCCUUCUCGGACGACGACUUGAGAACCCUUGCUCUCCUUGUCAGUCCGGCGACUCUGCUGGACGCGCUGGACCUCGUAGACCGGGACCAGGUCGCCCGCAUCACUCCUCCGAACGGUCGCCCGCUCUACCAAGUCGCCAGCUCGUCCGGCGGCCAAGCCUACACCGUCUUUCCCGACAUCACAGGCGGAUACUGUCCCUGUCCCGCGUUCUCAAACGGCGUGAUUGCGCGCCAGGCGCAGGGGAAUCCAAUGAUCUGCAAACACCUCCUCGCAUGCCGGCUCGCCGACCGCCUCGGCUCGUCAGGCUGGAAAGACAAGCACGUCUCGCUCAAGUGGGUCGCGGGGCUCGCGACAAAGUUUGGGACUGCGGUGCCGCCUGGAUUGGCGAGUACAAGUGUGGGUGCGGGUGCGGCUGAGGGAGGAGGAGCGGCGGCGGGAUGA